This is a messenger RNA of Pocillopora verrucosa, 2370 nucleotides long. Lineage: Eukaryota; Metazoa; Cnidaria; Anthozoa; Scleractinia; Pocilloporidae. The record is from RefSeq and is a predicted model, not a curated record.
AUGGCUAGAACAAAAGAACAAUACCACAGAGAACUACAAAAAGCAAAUGGUGCAGCUUCGUAUACAGGUAAAAACAGCUUCCAUCGUUGGUCUGAUGCGGUGACGAAUUGUAAAAGAAAUGGUGGCGGAUUCCUCGCCAAAAUCAAAAGCUCAGCUGAACUUCAAAAGGCAAGAACUGCAUUCUUACAAUACCAAGACCCUAAGGAAUACUGGAUCGGUAUCAAAUAUGAUACAACGAAAGGUGACUUUGUUUGGGGCGAUGGAACUUUAGUGACCGCAACUACAGCCUUUGAAACAAUUGUCAACAGAGUUGAACAACAAUCGGACACUGAUAAACGGUGCUUGUAUCUUAGUACACAAGAUGUACUAGUAGCAGCUGAUUGUGAAGCACAUAAAAAGUAUAUUUGUCAAGUUGGUGAAACAGCAGAUCCAGUUGAAACAAGUCAACCGCCCAAAAAGAUCAAAAGCAAAAUCAAAAACAAGACCAAAACAAAAUUUCAGAGAUCUCGACAUAGGUUCUAUAAACCUGAAAGUACAGCUUUAGAGAUGGACGUUGAGGAAUAUGCCAAUGAAAUAGAACAGCUCAACGCUAGUGAGCCUUCGUCUCUAGAGAAUGCUGUAAAUCUCACCUCUACGCUUGUUAGAAAGGCAAGCACUGCAGACAGCAAAGUCAAUAUUCUUGUUAGCUUUGAGAAAUUGGAAGUCUUUGCUAUGAAUUAUGCUAACCUUCACUUGACGCCCCAAAAUGGUUCUGAGAGAGAAAUUUCUAUUGAGCAGAAAGAAUUAGGUAUGUCAGUGAUGAGAGUUUCUGCUGAUCACAAACGUGGUGUCGUAUUCCCGUCCCAUGCUAAUACUUUUAACGAGAGCUUCAUUCAAGAAGAGAAGGGAGCCAUUACGCUUUCUGCUGGCAUGUUUAAUCAAGACCGAUACGUUGUCUGUGCGUUGUACAAAAACGCCGCCGACUUAAUGCCUGAAGGAGCAAAUAAUGUCAAUAACAGAAAGAAGUCCACCAUACGCACUCGGAUCAUAUCGUGUACAGUAAAACCAGAGGUUCGAGGCAACUUUGAAGAGGACGUCGUAAUUAACCUUACUAACACCAAGGAUAACUUAACAGCCACACAGACGAGCUGUGUAUUUUGGAAUUUUUCGAUAAGAACAAAGUUUGACGGUGCUUGGUCCCAAAAGGGUUGUAAACUGGUUCAGGAAACCAAAGAGCGGACUACCUGCAGUUGUAAUCAUCUGACGAAUUUCGCUGUCUUAAUGGAAGUGGGUGAGACAAAGAUCUCUGACGAUCACAAAUUUGCACUAGCGUUGGUGACCUACAUUGGACUUUCACUGUCUUUGAUUGGCGAGACUAUCACCAUUUUGGUCUAUUUAGUUCUUAUGAAUCUGAAAUCCUCUCAGUCCCAUAUCCGGUUGAAUUUGGUAAUGUGCCUGGUUAUCGCCCAGUUAGUUUUUAUGACUGGUAUCCAAGCCACUCAAAUGAAGACGUUGUGCGCGAUUGUCGCGAUAACAAUAAAUUACUUCUACCUUGUUGCUUUCGCUUGGAUGGUUACGGAAGGAGUCAUGCUCUAUUUAAAAGUUGUCAAAGUCUUCAAUGUUGACACAAGUACAAAGAUCUUCUAUGCCCUCGCUUGGGGUGUUCCAACGUUGGUGGUAGCUAGUGCACUUGGUAUAACUGUUAUCCUCGAUGGAAGCACGGAUAACAGUAUGCGUGAUGACGUCUGUUGGUUUGCAUUUUCUUCUGGUUUCAUGUGGGCUUUUGCUGGAUCGGUACUUCUUGCAUGUUUGAUAAACUUAGUCCUCCUAAUACGGAUCAUAGUGGAGAUCACGAGGCUAAAGGACGUAUCUGGGGUCUCAGAGACUCAUUCAUGCAGGAAAAGUCUAAAGGCCUGUGUAGUUCUAUUCCCAUUGCUCGGCCUCACAUGGAUUUUCGGGAUUCUGACCGUCACAGACGCUGGGCUGGUCUUCCAAUAUUUGUUUACUAUCUUUAACUCUUUACAAGGUUUUUUCAUCUUCCUGUUUCAUGUUGUGCGAAGUAAAGAAAUCAGAGUCGCCUUAGAGACAAAAAGGCAAAGAUGGGAAAUAUCGAGAAGUGUAUCCAUGGCUGCAAAUGAAAAAUCAACGCUCGGCACAAGAAGAUCGAGUGCAGCGAAGGAAAAACGACUUUUUACGCUCGUGAACAAGAUUCGUCCUGAGACACAAAAGAGUAUCAGUACUUCAUUUACCACUGUUUUAUAAGUUGUGAUUAUUUUAUAUUGCUCAAAAAAUAUCACUAGACCAAAAAAUAGGUUUGGAAAUCUAGAUCUUACCCAACUUUACCCAUGAUUUUUAAACUGAUUUCUUGCAGUUCACACACCAGUCUGCUUA